CUCUCCAUUGGCUCGCCCUACCGCUUCUGCGCUCAGAGUUGAACGCCGGACCAGCCUUCACAGAAACGUGUGUCCUACCCACGCUGUCUGAAACCGGACUGGGCUUUCCACGCCGCAUCGGAGAUAAUAGAAAAAAUUAAAAAUGGAGAAAAAGAGCGAGAUAAACGGACACGCCAUGCCCGGCUCAGCAUCCACAGACCAGAUACUGGAAAAGGGCUCGCAGAAGAGCCUCGGAGAAAAGCUGAUGGAGUUUCUGAGAAAGAACCUGCUGGUGAUCUUGACGGUGUCGGGCGUGCUGGUGGGCGUCGGGCUCGGGAUGAUGGUCCGCAGCAUGAACCUGACCAAAGCGCAGAUGACCUACUUCGCCUUCCCCGGUGAGAUGCUCCUCCGGAUGCUGAAGAUGAUCAUUUUGCCCCUCGUCGUCUGCAGUCUCGUAUCGGGGGCCGCCAGCCUGGACACUCGCUCCCUGGGCAAGCUGGGGGGCAUCGCAGUCGCCUACUUUCUGGUGACCACGCUGAUCGCCUCGGGGAUCGGGGUAGCCCUGGCUUUCAUCAUCAAACCCGGAGUGGGCGCGGGAGCCCUGAACACCAACAACCUGGGACUGGAGAGCGUCAGCAGCAACAAGGAGACCACCGACUCCUUCUUAGAUCUGGCCAGGAAUUUGUUUCCAGCAAACUUGGUGGCUGCUGCCUUUCGUUCUUACGCAACAGACUACAAGAUGGUUGCUGUGGGGAAUGAUACCAAUGGGACGACCCUCUACCAAAAGGUCCCUUAUGGUACAGAAACAGAUGGCAUGAACAUUCUGGGUCUGGUGCUGUUUGCCAUGGUGUUUGGUGUGGCGCUGAGGAAACUGGGUGACGAGGGAGAGGAACUCAUCCGUUUCUUCAAUGCUUUCAACGAAGCCACCAUGGUGCUGGUGUCCUGGAUCAUGUGGUAUAUCCCCUUUGGCAUCAUGUUCCUAGUGGGCAGUAAAAUUGUGGAGAUGGAAGAUGUGGUUCUUCUGGUCACCAGCCUGGGAAAAUAUAUCUUUGCUUCGAUUUUGGGCCACGUUAUCCAUGGAGGCAUCGUCCUACCCCUCAUCUACUUUGGUUUAACGCGCAAGAACCCCUUCAGUUUCCUGUCUGGCCUAAUAACACCCUUCACCACUGCCUUCGCAACCUGCUCCAGUUCAGCAACUCUACCCUCUAUGAUAAAAUGUGUGGAGGAGAAUAAUGGUGUGGACAAACGCAUCAGCCGCUUCAUUCUGCCCAUUGGGGCCACGGUUAACAUGGAUGGCGCUGCCAUCUUCCAGUGCAUCGCUGCCGUCUUCAUUGCUCAGCUCAACAAUACCGAGCUGAACGCUGGGCAGAUCUUCACAAUCCUGGUGACGGCCACAGCCUCCAGUGUUGGUGCAGCAGGCAUCCCAGCCGGUGGCAUCAUCACCAUUGCCAUCAUCCUGGAGGCCAUCGGCCUGCCGACCAACGACCUGUCCCUCAUGCUAGCUGUUGACUGGAUUGUAGAUCGUACCACCACUGUAGUGAACGUGGAGGGCGACGCUCUUGGCGCGGGAAUCCUCCACCACAUAAACCAGCUGGAGAUGAAGAAGCAUCAACAGGAGGGGGAGCUGUCGGAAGUCCGAGUGGAGGCGGUGGCCAACGUCCAGGCAGAGGAGGAGACAUCUCCAUUAGUCACGCAUCAAGCCAAAGCCUUAGAAGCUAUGCCGGAAGCCAUUGAGUCAGUGCUGUGAUCCCAGCAAGACUUUUUCCUUUCUUGACCUUUUACCUUUGACAUCUCUGACAUGCUGCUUUUGUGGAAGCAUUCUGAUUCAGUGUAAGGCCAAAAAAAUGCCUGCUAGAGCGUGGAAAGUCCACAUAGUGUCACUGUUAUUUUUAAAAUUGGGUUUCCAUUCUGGCAUCUUAAUGCUAAAUUGAAUAUAUAUGAAAUUUUAGAAUAAUUUACACUGAAAUGAUUUGCCCAGUCACUUAAGUCAAUAGUUUUUGUAUUUUACAUUUUAUUUAUUAAAGCAUUUUGACAUGAACAGUGACAGAAACAUACCAAGUCUAAAACAUUCCCAUAAAUGUGACAGUUAUGUUCAUCUUACUCCAGUCACUGCUCAUCGGCAGCUUUGUAUAACAGGACAUGAUGAAGUGCAUUUAUUUCUUUUUAUCUUCAGACUGCAAAUACCAUGACAUGCUUAAACUAUAGAGGAUUAACAACUCAACAGAUGCUGACAAGUAAGAGUGUUUAACCAAUCUUGACGAUGUCUGUCAUUGUUUAAGUACUGGUCAAAGUCUGGGUAUGCGCUUUACUUCAAUUUGAUGUCCCUUACUUGAAUAGCUGGAUGAAAACAACACAUUUUGUAGUGUCAGGUUAGGUUGAAGUGGUAAUUGUGGUAACUAUUUGGGCCUCAGUUUGAAAGUAAUAUUUUUCAUAAUCCAGAGAAAAGUUUACAAGGCCUGUUAAGAGGUUUUAGAACUGAAGAAGCUUCACAGCUGUAAAACAUCUU
Messenger RNA from Pundamilia nyererei, 2485 nucleotides. It is a transcript of the gene slc1a4, whose product is annotated as solute carrier family 1 member 4. Bases 143 to 1726 code for a protein of 527 amino acids. NCBI's taxonomy places the organism in Eukaryota, Metazoa, Chordata, Actinopteri, Cichliformes, Cichlidae. Gene Ontology annotation, molecular function: symporter activity; L-aspartate transmembrane transporter activity; L-serine transmembrane transporter activity. Gene Ontology annotation, cellular component: plasma membrane. The transcript has 8 exons. The record is from RefSeq and is a predicted model, not a curated record. Gene Ontology annotation, biological process: L-glutamate transmembrane transport; L-serine transport.